This is a messenger RNA of Spodoptera litura, 1536 nucleotides long. RefSeq names its product alanine--glyoxylate aminotransferase-like. Gene Ontology annotation, cellular component: peroxisome. The record is from RefSeq and is a predicted model, not a curated record. Gene Ontology annotation, molecular function: L-serine:pyruvate transaminase activity; L-alanine:glyoxylate transaminase activity. NCBI's taxonomy places the organism in Eukaryota, Metazoa, Arthropoda, Insecta, Lepidoptera, Noctuidae.
GCCUUUUAUACAACCUCGAUGAGAGUGGUGUGCAUUUUUGCACACGACAUAAUUAUCGUGAAAAUUAAUCUUGAUAAUUUGGAACCCCUCUACAGGCAAUUACAUCAUUGUAUAGCUUUAUCGUCACACAUAAAUACAUAAACUAACGACCACCAUUAUAUCGUCAGUUCUCGUUAGCCGGCCGUGGCGGACACAUAACCCUUUGUGGUCAAUAUAGUGAAGUGAAAAGUGAAUAUUUUCGGAAUCUCUGUGAUUUACCAUAAAAUACUAUCAAGAUGUCUUCCCACAAUUUCAUAGUAGCUCCUCCAAGGAUUGAAGACAGAGAGGUUGUGAAGCCGCUGCUAUGUGGACCGGGACCAUGUGACUACUGGCCUUCCGUGGAGAAGGCACUCAGCAAGCCUGUUCUCUCUCCGAUCUGCGAAGAAUUGUUCAAAGUCUUAGAAGACAUUCGUGUUGGCUUGCAGUACGCGUUUCAAACUCGUAGCAAGCUAGUGAUGGCCACGAGUGGGUCUGGCCACUCCGGCAUGGAAGCCAUUAUCAGCAACCUAGUGGGACCUGGCGAAACAUUGCUUAUCGCUUCCAGGGGCAUAUGGGAUCAACGCGCACUCAUGAUAGCCACUAGAUACGGCAUAAAAACCAAAGUGGUGAGUAUCCCAAUGGACACUACCUUCAGUCUUGCACAACUGGAGCCUGAACUGAAGAGGAUACGUCCAGCUGGCCUCUUCAUAACACAUGGAGACUCCUCAACUGGAACACUACAGAGUCUUGAGGGUUUAGGCGACCUUUGUCACAAAUACGGGACACUACUCCUGGUCGACACCGUAGUCUCGCUUGGAGGAGUUCCAUUCUUCAUGGACGAGUGGGGAGUCGAUGGCGUAUACACUUCCACACAGAAGGUGUUCAGCGGACCUGCUGGCAUCUCUCCUGUAGCAUUCAGCGCUCGUGCUGAACAAAAAAUGAAUAGCAGAAAGCACAAUCCUCCUUUCUACCUGGACGCCAAGCAGUUAGCUCUGCAGUGGAGCUGUGAUGGAGUCACAAGAACAUACCACCACACGCUAAGUUCACCAUUGCUGUGGGCCCUCCGAGCAUGUCUCCAAGAGCUGGUGAGAGAAACCCUACCAGUAUCCUGGGCUCGUCACGCCGCCAGUACUGCACACUUCCACAAACGUCUUCGGGAGUACUCCUUCGAGUUCCUCAUCCCGAAGCCAGAAGACCGCCUGGCAACUGUCACAACUGUGAAGCUGCCGAAAGGAUACGACUAUCGAGGAUUCGUCAAAUAUAUGAGGGAGAACCACAAUAUCCUAAUCUUCGCUGGACUAGGACCGACAGUAGACAAGGCACUUCGCAUUGGCAUCAUGGGCGUCAACUCCACAACGAAAGUCGCUGAUGCAGUAGCUGACGCCAUGGCUGAUACCCUUCGAGCUCUCAAGAAAUCUUCUCUUUAAGUUAAUAAAUUAAAUCAAAAACACAAUUUGCCUUUUGACAAGGUAACAAAUAUCAAUAAAACAAAAAUAAUUAAUAUUGUAAUUUUAUAAA